UUCUUUUUUUCGUUUCUGUCAUUAUUUUCAACCUCCUCUUCUUCGCUUUUUCAUAUUUUUUUUUUCGCUUCUUCUUUUUUCACAUACGUUUACAAUAUACGAUACCUUUGACAUGCCCACAACAGACCCACCGCCACCUCUGCCGCCACCAUCCGCCUUGUUCGGCUCUUCACUAUUCGACUAUCAUCGCCAGCGUCCAUUAUACAUCCUACCGCCUCCCCCGGGCUACCAUCAUCCACCUCCACCGCCUCCAUCCGUACCCUUACCGUCCCAACAGCACCAGCAACAGCAGCAGUUUGCCUACCAACCCAUGCAAGCCUACUACUACACGACGACGACGACGACGACAACCGCUGCUGGUGGUGUCAAACGGAAAUCGAACGACCCUGAUCAGAACAAAAAGAAAAGACGGACACAGGACGAGGGCCAACUGGAGAUCAACGCCGCACGUACACUUGCUUCGUUUGCCAGUGCCCAUAGUAAUAUCAAUGCUAUGGAUGAUGGAGGACGCUGCGGCUGUCAAGGCGAUCUUGCAUGUGACCAGUGUGACGACUCGUUUCAGCAUUCAGCAUGUCUGCAGCGUCAUCGAUGGGAACAUGAAAGUUGGAAAGUGGGCAUGUCAAAGCGUCAGCAAGUCCAAAUUGUGGAGGCAGCACAAAUCCUCAUGGACAUCGCGCGUUGUGGCAUGCGUGUUAGCGUGGCCUGAUUUGAACCUUAAUUUCUUUUUUUAUCCCCCCUUUGUAAAACCCCUCCUCCUCUACAUAUAACACAUAACCCGACUUUUCUUAACAAAUAUAGCUAUUUUCAUGACAACUACACUUACACACAACUACAUACGCCAUCCUUCUUCCGCACUCUCACACUCAGUUUUCCCGGAUCUAUUUCGGCCACCACCACAGAACAAAUAACUACUACUACUAUCUACUCUCACGCACGCACGCACACUCACAUUUAUUCAACAAACACACACACACAUAUUCUUCACACUCUCAACCAUAUAUAUUCAAUUCAUGAGCAACGUAUAUCUCGUGGCCAAACUUUGUAUAAUAAUAAAUCCUUCCCCCUCUCGCAAAAAGUUUUUCAAAAUGUAAAAAUAAAAAACAUC
This is a messenger RNA of Zychaea mexicana, 1105 nucleotides long. RefSeq lists its product as uncharacterized. The transcript has 2 exons. NCBI's taxonomy places the organism in Eukaryota, Fungi, Mucoromycota, Mucoromycetes, Mucorales, Lichtheimiaceae. The record is from RefSeq and is a predicted model, not a curated record. Bases 113 to 706 code for a protein of 197 amino acids.